UGCAUAAUAAAUUACAUACUAACAUAUUGAAUUUUGAUAAUUUUAUGGCUAGAAUAUUCAAUUUACUUAUUAUUUAAAGUUAUUUACUAGUUGAUUAUUUAAGGCAUAAUAUAAUGGAAGACAGCGAUGAAAGCGACAACGAUUCUUCAAAUCCUCGAACUAUACUUUAUAUUUCAGAUAUUCUUCUUCUUAUUGGCAGUAAUGCCCUAUUGGCUAUUGGAAUUGUCGCACAAUCGUACAUACCUAACAUAGAAGUAUUCAUCAAUGAUACCGUAAAACUAGUGCCAAAGGCUGUCAUAAUUAUGAGUAUUGUAAUAUCUUCAGUUUCAGUUAUAUAUUUCGGUGCCAUAGCCAAACGUAGUUCACGCUGUAUGAAAAUUUGUUGUUUAUUUCUGAUAAUGAUUUUCAUCGGCCAACUUGCAAUAGGAGUUACAAUAUUCUUGAAAAGGAAAGAAGCAGAACUUCACAUUAAAAAUCAUCUCGAAGAAACGAUAAAAUCUUAUCUAUCAGAUGAGAAUAUAAAAAAAAAGAUAGAUGAAUUUCACACAAAUAAUCAAUGUUGUGGAAUUAGUAAUUACACUGAUUGGACUCGUAUUUAUAAAUAUGAUGACCUACCACCGUCUUGUUGUUAUGGUAUAGGUAGAAGAAACUGUCAACUAACAGACGAUGAAGUGUUUAAAAUUGGAUGCUAUAUAAAAAUAAAAAAUGUUUUAAAUACCGGAAUAAUUCUGACAGGAAUAAUAAUUUUUCUAGUUUGCGUUCUUGAGAUCCUAUGUUCUCUUUAUGGAUUUUACUAUCAAAAAAAUAUGAAAGAUACAUCUUCGGAAAGUUCCGAAAGUUCGUAAAUUAUAAUAAUGAAAAAUAAACGCUAAACAUAAGAUUUAAUAUAUUAAAUAAAGUAGUAAUGAAU
This is a messenger RNA of Centruroides sculpturatus (bark scorpion), 910 nucleotides long. RefSeq names its product tetraspanin-6-like. Lineage: Eukaryota; Metazoa; Arthropoda; Arachnida; Scorpiones; Buthidae. The transcript has 7 exons. The record is from RefSeq and is a predicted model, not a curated record. Gene Ontology annotation, cellular component: membrane. Bases 114 to 845 code for a protein of 243 amino acids.